Molecule: messenger RNA, 282 nt
Organism: Staurois parvus
Lineage: Eukaryota; Metazoa; Chordata; Amphibia; Anura; Ranidae
Source: the annotation of a GenBank genome assembly
CCCCCCCCCCCACCUGAGAGAGUCUUCCACCACCCCCCCAUACGCUCCGGACAUCCCCGGGAACAAGAAUCAGGCUCUGCAUACACCAUCAAGCAGCCCGCAGCCUCUCUCAGAUCCCACCCUGGUCCCCAUGCUGCGUGUGUCCCUUCUUCCAUCCCUUCUUUUCGGGGGGCGGCGCUGCCCACCCUCAAAAAUGCCACCCUAGGCAAAUGCUUUCAUUGCCCUCCUGAAAAAUGCUGCCCUAGGCAACUGCCUUGUUUGCCUUGUGGUAAAUACACCCCU